Messenger RNA from Dendrobium catenatum, 1930 nucleotides. RefSeq names its product differentially expressed in FDCP 6 homolog. Gene Ontology annotation, biological process: retrograde transport, endosome to Golgi; receptor recycling; endosome organization. The transcript has 10 exons. The record is from RefSeq and is a predicted model, not a curated record. The coding region runs from base 214 to 1689 and encodes 491 amino acids. Gene Ontology annotation, cellular component: recycling endosome; trans-Golgi network; early endosome. Lineage: Eukaryota; Viridiplantae; Streptophyta; Magnoliopsida; Asparagales; Orchidaceae.
UAACUGCUUCCACUCGGAAAACCCCAGUACCGAUUACAGAUUGCCGAAUACGAUUUAUUUGGCUUUUCUAUUUCCGGUUCCAAUUUCCCGAAGGCUCACCAGAGCCCUAAUUCUCCAUUUAUCGACAUUUUCAAUCACGAAUUCCCCGCUCAUCAGUCCCAAUUUUGUCGAGGCUUAACCAAAAACCCUUUGCUUUUACCCUUCUAAGUGUUAAUGGCUUCGAAUGGAAGCUCAGCAAAUCUGGCGGACACGGAGAGCAGCUUGGAGAAAAUCAAGAGACAGCUAACGUCGGGAUCGGGGAGGCAUUUAUUGCAGGGUCCGCUCCUCAAGCGAUCGGAAACUCUGAGGAAAUGGAAUGAGAGAUGGUUGAUCCUUGACCCUACGACUGGAAAAAUGGAGUACAAGAUACGGAGGAAUGAACCCAUUGUUAAGGGAACAAUUCUUUUUGAUUCAGGAAGCACCAUUACUCUCUCUCCUGUGAACUUCCAUGGACUGCCAAAAUAUGAUGGCUGUUGUUUCUAUAUCGGUACCCCACAGAAAAAGGAAUACUUCCUUUGUGCAGAAACUCCUGGUGCUGCGCGAGCAUGGGUAUCCACUUUAAAUGCAUCUCAGUUGGUCCUAAAGGCCCAUAAGGAAGCUGUGAGUUCCUUGGGUGGCAGUGGUUCUGCGAAAUUGGGAACUGUUGCUUCUGUGGUAGCAGCUGCCAAUGCAACUGCAGUGGAAGCUUCCAAAGAAAUUGAAGCUGCCAUGAAGAUUUCCCUGAGAGCUACUUUAGGAUCACUGCCAAUCAAGGCAAACGAAGUCCAUUUAGAUGAUCUUUCAAUAAUGAAGGAAACCCUUCGAGUUAAAGAUGAAGAGCUCCAGCAAUUGGCCAAAGAAGUACGUGCAAGAGAUUCAACAAUACGAGAGAUCGCAGACAAGUUAACUGACACAGCUCAGGCUGCUGAAGCCGCUGCAUCUGCAGCUCUUGCUAUGGAUGAAGAGAGGAGGCUUGCUUGCUCAGAAAUUGAACGACUAACCAAUGAUUCAAAUAAAAAACUUCAGGCAGUCAUGCUUAAGUUGAAAGAAUCAGAAGAAAAGGUUGCAGCAUUUAGCAGAGAGAGAGAGAUCCUGUUCAAGCAAAGAGAUUCUGCUCUUCAAGAGGCACAUUUAUGGCGUUCUGAGCUUGCAAAAGCUAGAGAACAUGCUGUUCUCAUGGAAGCAGCUGUGGUUAGAGCUGAAGAAAGGGCCAGGGUUUCACAGGCAGAUGCAGAGGCUCGAUUGAAAGAUGCUGCUGAAAAAGCAUUGGUUGCUGCAAAAGAAAAAGAGGAUCUUCUAGCAUUUAUGAAUGCUUUGCAAUCUCAAGUUCAAAGACAACAAAGCUCCACAAAACAAGUGCUGGAAGAGAAACCCGAAUCAUGCUCAGGCUUCAUUGAAACACAGCCAAUGACGAAACAUAUCGACUUGGAAAACGACGUGGACAAAGCUUGCUUAAGCGAUUCAAAACUCGUUCAAGUUUCAGGUGACAAUGCGCCGUUGACCACAGAUGGUGUCGAUAUCCGUACCGUCACCGACGACCAAUGGAAUGACUUCCAAUCUUCUGAUGCAAGAGUAGCAAAUGUGAGGGUAAUCUCUCCAGAAGCUGAGGGAACCAGCCUGGAUAUACCUGUUGAUCAUCAUCUACCUGCAGGUAGCUCUCACCAACCUUGAUGUGAAUAUCUACUUGUUUAAAUUUACCGAAGGGAUAAUGAGGUAGUGGACUAUUUGUUCCACUUAAAUUUUCCUUUUGUAUUAUGUCCACGAAGGAAUAAGUGUAAUGUGAUUUGCUUGAGAGAAAUUGGAAAAAGCAAUGAUCAGCUUGAAUUGUAUCUUCUGCUUAUAAUUGCUCUAUGGAUAAGGAUUGUUGGUUUUAGAAUUUUGUAUUAGUUCUUAUGAUUCUUCCUUUGCUGCA